This is a messenger RNA of Mytilinidion resinicola, 804 nucleotides long. RefSeq lists its product as uncharacterized. The transcript has a single exon. The record is from RefSeq and is a predicted model, not a curated record. The coding region runs from base 139 to 633 and encodes 164 amino acids. NCBI's taxonomy places the organism in Eukaryota, Fungi, Ascomycota, Dothideomycetes, Mytilinidiales, Mytilinidiaceae.
CGAAAUUGCCCGAUUCUCAAUUGACCGUAGCCCGAGCACAGCGCCCACAAGGGAGGCUGGGGGAUGCCGGCCCGGGCGACGACGCGACAUCUGCGGCCAGGAUUGCAGACGCCGCCAAGCUCCAGAACAUGGUGACGGAUGCGCUGCACUCUGCAAUCCAGUCUGCAACGGCCAGAAUGCCAUGCGUGGCAUGCAAACGGUUCGCAGCGCCGAUCGUGCGAGUUAUGCAAGGCAGGGGUAUUGCAGUCCUCCUCGUUGGUCCACGGGCAUCUGGACAAUCAAAUAAAAGCCGCAAGCGCAGAUCGGGCAAAUGCAUGGCACGCCGCCAUUGGAGGGAUGGGGUGUGAAUUAUGUUUGAUUUGGGACAACCUGUCCUCAUCGACUGCCGUACAGGUAUCCCAACGUGGUCCUCAUGCGGAACCGACCAAUGGCUACUCCCAAGCAAAUAUGCUUUCGUGUCAUUCUAAGCCUGUGCAACCUGGACAUGAGAGGGAACAAGAAGGAAAUGAAGAAAAGGCUAAUAUUUACAGUUGCGAUGGAGAAAAGGUGAAACGACCGGUGAGAACUUUUGUUGGAUCUGAACGCCCGGGAAGAACCUUGCUUUUGAAACGAUUUCGUUUUCCUCGACGCUGAUAACGCCUUUCCAAAGCAGAAGAAGUCGACUUUGACACCAAGCACCGAAGUUCCAUGAGACCACCGAGGAAUAACGCCACCAGAUUAUGCACAAGCGCUCAACGCGGGGGAAGAUGCUGAGGAGAUGCAAGAAAGCGAUCGCCGCCGCAGCGGGGAAGAGCGGAAGUCGUC